UCUCGCUCACUGUCUUUGGUUGAGGUUUACAGGUCAAAGGUUAUCCACGCGGAUAUAUUGUAUUUUCUUUUUCCAGAUCAUUGUUAAUCCAUUGAAAUAAAGGGCAGUGACAUGGGGAAGAAUAAGAAAAACAAAACCAACGAGUCCGGAAAACAAGUGGACAAGUCCGGCCGACAUUCAAGUGAUAAGAAGCUCCAACAGAGAGAUGGUAAAGCCAAACCAGAUCACAUGGAACACAUCCCAUUUAAGCUGCGAGAGAUAAUGAAAAACAAAGAGAAGAUGAAAACGGGAUCCAUGAAGGCCAAAAAGCGAAAAGAAGCCAUCUCCCCCAAAGGGAAACCAGAGGAUGUGAAGAGUGGAGACAUACCCGUCCCACAUUUUAAGAGGGGAAAGUCAGAAAGUGUAAAGGCAUAUCUGCAGCGCAUGGAGAACGAGACCCAGCACGUCCUCUUCCUCACCAAGAACCAAAUCGACAGGAAGCCGGAGCUGGAUGCAGACGGACAAGAGGGUCCCACAGACAAGGGCAAGUCUGAGAAAAAGAAGGGGCACGAUACAAUCAGAUUACAGAAGCUACAGCAGAAAAAGUUGGACAGACAAGUGGCCCAGAUCGAGAAAGAGAUGUUUAUAGAUACGGUUCCCUUUGGUGAAGUUGCAAUGGCCCCACCCUUUCUGAGUGCCAAACCCAAGAAAGCUCCCGUCAAAUCUCAGAAGGUGCCAAAGGAGCUGCUUCUCAACUCUCUCCUGGGCCACGCGGUGGUCUCCACAACCACGCCCUCCAUGGCCAGGCAGAGAAUCAUGGAGGAGGAGAGGAAGCGAGUAGUGGAGGCUUACCGUCUUCUUAAGAAAGAGAAACAGAAGCAGCACGAGGCCAGGGCGUCCAAUCUAGAAAAACUCAGGAACCCUCAGUGACACGGAUCGUGAGAUAACCACCAACAGACUGUUUGUGUUAUGUAACUUUGGAGCUGGCCAUAAUGUAGCCGUCAGGGAAAGAAGCAAACAUUUGCAUCCACUGCCCACAGUAUGAGGUAAGCAGUGAUCAACAUUCACCUGCAACUUUAGCUCCAAAUAUAACAGGACGUUCACAUUGUUAAUGCCUGUUUAUGUCUUUUUAUAAGAAGACAAACUCAUCACCCCUAAAUAAAUACACUCAGACUGGUGACUUUGUCGAAUUCUCACCACUGUAAUUGUGUCUGAUUUUUCACUCACAAGUGUAUUUUUUUGUAUUUGCAUCUUUAGGCAGCCACUAUGACAUCAUCAGUUAUGUGGUAGACCAUGAAUUAAUAAAGGCCAUGUCAAGGCAAAGAUGAACCUUCAAUUGUUUGCUGUGGUCCCACUAGAUGGCAGUCCGCCUGCCGACAGCCGACAGAAUAUGCAGACUUUAAAGUGAAAAUGUUUUUUUUGGAAUGCAAAUCGUGCCUAUUUAUAAAUGUGAAUUCAUACCUUUUUUUUUUUUAGAAUUAGAAUACUUUCAAACCAUGUCUCCCUUUGUACCUCCCGGAGAGCCUGAAUCCCGAGAUCAAUAAAUCACAUCAGCUGUCAUUA
Molecule: messenger RNA, 1542 nt
Organism: Cyclopterus lumpus (lumpfish)
Lineage: Eukaryota; Metazoa; Chordata; Actinopteri; Perciformes; Cyclopteridae
Gene: ccdc137
Product: coiled-coil domain containing 137
Exons: 6
Coding region: 112-909 (265 amino acids)
Source: RefSeq, a predicted model, not a curated record